Emiliania huxleyi CCMP1516 is the source of this 1176-nucleotide messenger RNA. RefSeq lists its product as hypothetical. The record is from RefSeq and is a predicted model, not a curated record. NCBI's taxonomy places the organism in Eukaryota, Haptophyta, Isochrysidales, Noelaerhabdaceae. The transcript has a single exon. The annotation marks the transcript as partial.
GCGGAGAUCAACACGGCCGAGACGAACACGGCCGGCAGCUCUCCCCUCCUCAUCGGUGCCCUCAUGGGGUGCCUGGGCUUCUCUGUCGUGGCGCUGUCGUGGAGCGGCUCCUCGGCCAGCAAGACUGGCCCCGACAAGGUCGACGGCCAGAAGCGCUCGAGGCGCGCCAAGGAGAACGAGGUCAUGGCACUGACUGGCAGCACUCAGAUCUUCUUCUUCUUCUUCUACUUCGUCGCAAUGGUCGGCUUGUGCGGCGUGGCCUACGAGGCCUUGAACACUCGGGGGCGCGGCGCCAUGUCGGGUCUCCUACCCGUCAACAGCAUCGUGCCCGACUCGUGUGCGGCCGACGCAGCUUGGCAGGCCCGGAGGCUGGUCGAGACGGGCCUCGUCGGCGCGGGAGCCUUGCGGCUCGGGCGAGUCGCCUCGCUCGAGCCAUCCGCCGCCCAACUCCGCGUGGCCGCCGCUGCGCUGCUCGUGGGCAGGGCGGCCGCGUCGUCGCCCUCUCCGACGCCUCUUUUACCCUACAACAACGAGACGGGAUGGUUGACGCUCUGGAGCAGGACCGGCGACCAGGGCAACGAAUGGCGCGACGCGGCGGUCGCCCUGCCCGCCUCGGCGACUCAGGACCGAUUCAACAGCCGCACGGGGUCGGGCUACAGGUCGGACAUGGCGCUGAACGACGUCUCCUUCUCGCAGCUUGCGCCUUCAGCGUCGCCGCAGCUGCCGCCGCUCACUCCGCCGCCGCCUCUGUCGCCGCCGCCUACCUACGCCGCAAGCACCUUCACCGAGCUCCGCGGCGCGGUCAACAACCAAACCGGCAGGCCUGGCGCCCUCGUCGUCGAGCUGCCAGAGGGAGCCCGCCUCGAGUGGGCCGUCUGCUCGCAGCUUCGCGUGCACGUCGCGCACAUGACGCUGCGGAGCGUGGGCGCCGGCGCGACCCUCGACGCCAGGGGCUGCUCCCGCCACUUUGACGUCGCCUUUGGCGGCACGCUCGAGCUCGAGCGCGUGCACCUCAUCAACGGCGGCGCUCAGGCGAGCGGCGGGGCGGUCAAGGUGCGGCACGGCGGGACUUUGAUUGCGACUGAGUCGUCGGUCGAGGACUCGAGCGUGGUCUCGCUCGACGGCGCGGCGUACGGCGGCGCCAUCGACGCUUCGAACGAGAUGGCGAUUGACAAG